Molecule: messenger RNA, 6125 nt
Organism: Symphalangus syndactylus (siamang)
Lineage: Eukaryota; Metazoa; Chordata; Mammalia; Primates; Hylobatidae
Gene: CCNJ
Product: cyclin J
Source: RefSeq, a predicted model, not a curated record
CAGUCUGGCUGUGUUGCCUAUGCUGGAGUACAGUGGCGUGAUCUUAGCUCACUGCAACCACCACCUCCUGGGCUCAAGCGAUUCUUCUGCCUCAGCCUACCAAGUAGCUGGGAUUAUGGGCGCCCACCACCACACCCAGCUAAUUUUUAUAUUUUUAGUAGAUACGGGGUUUCACCAUGUUGGCCAGGCUGUUCUCGAACUCUUGACCUUAGGUAAUCUGUUGGCCUCAACCUCCCGAAGUGAUGGGAUUACAGGUGUGAGCCACCACACCCAGCCCACCCAUGGUCACUUUGUAGCCUUUUUUUCUGUUUAUUUUUCUUCACAUCACUUGUCACCAUGUGAUAUGUUUUUUUGUUGUUCAUUAUAUCUCCCUAGUGGAAUAAAAACUCUGUGAGAGCAGAGACUUUAUUUAGGAGGUAAGUAAAUACCUUAAUUGUGUCCACCUUGCUCUAAAGGAAUUAAAUAAAUCAUAAUAAGCUUGAACUUUGCAUUUUAAGGAUUUACUAUCUAAGACAAACUAUGGCAAAAUAUAUGUGUAAAAUGAACAUUAAUCCAUAAAAGGAAAUGGACACUGAAGUCUUCUCAUCACAAGGCAAGUCCAGAAAACAAUAAUGAUUUCUGAACAAAUAUAUCCCAGUGAACAAUAUUUUCAAAGUAGAAACCAUAAAUACAGUCUACUUCUUAUACUAAUGACUAUAGUCUGUGCCCCAUUUUUCUGAAAGUGUUCUUAAAUAGGCCGUGGACAGUUAAGUCAUUUAGAAGCCAAAUUAUUAUAAAGUUGUUUAAUAGUCAUGAAAUGGAACCCAAGGAGGUAGACACUAUUUAAAUGCCAUUAAAAAUGGCAUGAAGCUUUUAGCCUGAUGUGUCUACCUUCACUCUAGAGGACCCUGCAACUGAAAGACAGGCCAGGGCAGCCUUCUCCCUGAACUAUGUCGGGUUAGGCUGGGAUCUGCCAACUUCAGCUUCUGAGUUUCCCUUUUCUUGCCUUUGGCUCCUGCGGGCCUGCUCUCCUGGGUAUAAGCAUCGUCUAUGGAUAGGGUACGGCUCAUAUACAUGUCUGCUUAUGAUCUUCAAAUGGAUGAAGAUGCCACCCAGAAUCACAUAACAUGUAUUUAUCACUUUGUAGUAGUUCUUUAUCAUCAUGUAUCUUUUUGGACAAAGGAUUCAAAGUAAAAGGGGUGAAGUUUUAAAAAUAUUUACGUUUUACUAUUAAGAGAUUGAUCUACAGUCUCAGAAAAGUGGGCAGUCUCACUGUCCUAGGGUUACCAUCCACCUCUUUUGUUAUAAUCCACCAAAGAGGUUAAAAUACAAUUGAUUAGGUUUCCUCUAAUCACAUUUCAGCCCCCAUAUCACCUCAGUUGACGUCGGACUGUUCUCACAGUUUUGCAGUUUCCUGAUUUACCAGCACAGGUGGUUAAUUACAUCCACCAUGGGUUUGACAAGCAAGGUUACUAGAAGUAAUCUUAAAUGUCUUCAUUCAAAGCUCUUGGGAAUCCCUACAGCAAUGAAAAUAAGAAGGGCGAAGAGAUUAAUUAGAUUUCUAGAAGAAAGGUGGAGUUUGAGGUGGAACUUAAAAAGAGAGCAUAAUUUCACAGGAAAAAAAAAACGCUUCAGGGGCUGCAGAAACAGCUAAAGCACAUUUGAAGGGCCUGAUGAUCCACGGAGCAGCCCCUGGGAUGGAAGGGGCUGGUGCAACGUGAAGUAAGGCAAACCGAAUCCAUGCUGUGAAGACUUUUAAACGCCAAACUGAGGCGUCGGAACUUUGCUCCGCGGGCAUCGAGGAGCCAUCGAAGGUUCUCAGCAGGUGAGUGGCCUAACUGGAUUGGUCACUGCAGUGAUCCACGUUACAGUUUCUCCGGCGCUCUCUGCCGACCCCAGCCCGCGAUCAAGCCAGCUUCGCAGUAGGUGCCGGCUGAGCGCCCCGGCAACCGAAGCGCCAGGCCAGACCACGCCGCGCCGUCCGUGAUGCUGACCCUGCCCAGGCGGGAGCCGCCGCGCCGCCGCCUGGCGCUGCACCUGGGCCCGGCCCGGCCGCCGAUUGGACGGCUCGGGGCGACCCCGCUGUAUCGCGAGACGAGAUUGGCAGCGGCGGGGCCUCAAGUGCCCCCGCGCUGGCUUUGUACGCGGAGCCGCCUGCCGGUCCUUUAACAAUGGGCGGCGCGAGCGUCCAGGCGCUGGGCCCCAGCUGAGGCCGGCGCUUAGCGGCCGACUGUCCGCAGCAUGAGCGGGGCCGGCGUCCGCCGCACGCCGGCGGGGCUGGGGCUGUGAGGGCCGCGGUUCCAGACUUCAGUUGCCGCGUCGGGCUGGGCGCGCCGCCGGGUCCCAUGGAGCUGGAGGGGCAGUGGUGGCGAGGACAGCUGGCCGCCGACAUUCACCAAGCGCUUCGCUACAAGGAGCUGAAGUUGCCCUCCUAUAAAGGCCAGUCCCCUCAAUUAAGUCUCAGACGGUAUUUUGCUGACUUGAUUGCCAUUGUGAGCAAUCGCUUCACACUCUGCCCUUCUGCCCGCCAUCUUGCUGUCUAUUUGCUGGACCUGUUUAUGGACCGCUAUGACAUCUCUAUCCAGCAGCUGCAUUUAGUUGCGCUUUCCUGCCUGCUUCUAGCAAGUAAAUUUGAAGAAAAAGAAGAUAGUGUGCCUAAGCUGGAGCAGCUCAACAGCCUGGGUUGUAUGACUAAUAUGAAUCUAGUAUUAACAAAACAAAAUUUGCUACAUAUGGAACUAUUAUUAUUAGAAACCUUUCAGUGGAACCUCUGCCUUCCAACAGCCGCCCAUUUCAUUGAGUAUUAUCUCUCUGAAGCAGUACAUGAAACAGAUCUUCAUGAUGGCUGGCCAAUGAUUUGCUUGGAAAAGACUAAACUCUACAUGGCCAAAUAUGCAGAUUACUUCCUGGAAGUAUCUUUGCAAGAUUAUGCCUUUCUAAAUUAUGCACCUUCUUUAGUAGCUGCUGCAUGUGUGGCUUCUUCGAGGAUUAUACUUCGUCUUUCUCCAACGUGGCCUACGAGACUACAUCGUCUUACUGCCUACUCUUGGGAUUUCUUAGUGCAGUGUAUUGAACGACUAUUGAUCGCUCAUGAUAAUGAUGUGAAAGAAGCAAACAAACAGAGAGGGCAAGCAGGACCUCAGUCAGCGCAACUAAGUGUAUUCCAGACAGCCUCUCAGCCAUCACGGCCAGUUCACUUUCAGCAACCUCAGUAUCUCCAUCAGACACAUCAGACCUCACUGCAGUAUCGCCAUCCUACGUCAGAACAACCAAGCUGUCAGCAGAUUGUAUCGACCACACACACCUCAUCUUACACGCUACAGACAUGUCCUGCUGGCUUCCAAACUAGUGUUCAGGGCCUUGGGCACAUGCAGACUGGUGUUGGGAUGUCACUGGCAAUACCAGUAGAAGUUAAGCCCUGUCUGAGUGUUUCUUAUAACCGGAGUUACCAGAUAAAUGAACAUUACCCUUGUAUUACUCCAUGUUUUGAAAGGUGAUUAUGUGUGAAGCUGAUAACUGACCCAGACUGCUUUGUGACAUGAAGCUAUGGGUAUGUGUUUUGUAAACUUCUGUUCAAAAGGAAAGGGAUCUAAGUGAUAUCAGAACUCUUCAGGUACCAGCACCAGGAAGACUGAAUAUCCCUUUUAAUGCACGAUGAAUCCUGGGAGGACUAAGCAAAUUAACAGUAUGUCAAGUUCUGUUACAACAAAUCCCUGUAUGACAAAAAUGUUCAAGUCCUGGCUGAUGGUCCAAAUAUUUCAAAAAUAUUCAGUACAACAGAAAAUUUGGACAGACUUCAAUUUGCCAUUUUGAGAUUUGACCUGUGGUAGCAUCUGGGCCCAAUGUUGGCUUCUAAGUCAAAGACUAAAUGUUUAUCUUAUCUGUGGACUUGCCAAACAGUCUUUUAUGAAGGAAAGCUACAGUAUUAAUUUUUGAAAAGGUUUUUUUUAUUCUGCAAUUUUUUAUUUUUGUUCUACACAUGAAUUUUUGACUAAGUUUAAACUCAUGAAUUGUUAUGCUAUACCAAUCUGUGCAGUAAAAAAAAAUUUUUUAGAUGAUUCUAUAUAACUUCGUCUCACACUUAGUAUAGGUAUCUGGAUUUAUAUACUACAAUUAAGGGUGGAGAAGAUCUUAUUUUUUAAAUCAUGGUCAUAAUUUUUCUUUUUUUCCCUAGGUGAUCAACCUCAAAUUUUUAGAAUUCAAAUACAUUUAACUCAGGGAAUUUGUACUACUUGGAAACACUUAACUGUAAUGCAACAUGCCUUGGGAAUGUUAUAGUGUGAACUACCUUUAUAACAUAGGUUAAAAUAUGCUUGCUAGGGUGUGUUUUCAAAUGAGAACAUAAUAUUAUAGCUCAGAAUGAAGUGGUAGUUCCUGUGAUUCAUAAUACAUAUGUAGGUUUUGCAUAUCUCAGUGCAAUCCGUGAUUUAUACCCAGAAUUGACAUUCUUAAAAAGUUAUUUCAAGGGAUGGCAUAACUGUAAGAGGUCAGUGCUAGAAUAAAGUCCUGUAGGUUUAUUUUGGAAGGGACUGUGGCCAGGGUAGUUCUCAGGUUGUGCUAGAGCAGCACUUUGUUAUGUGGAAGACAGGUUUUUUAAGCAACCUUUGAAUCCAGCUCUAGUCAGUCUAAGCAGGCAAAGGUAACUGAUGACUAAAUUUCAGUAGCUACUUUGAUUGGAUUGACCCUACAACUGCCCUGGGGCAUUUCACUGUACCGGUAUUAACUGCAAACAGCAAUAAUAGUCAUUACAGCAAGGGCAGUUUGGGGGUAAAGCAUUUUGGAGGAAUAACCUUAAAAAGUUAAAAAGUCAUUGUAAUAACUGAUAAACUGUAUACAUUGUGCUCCUUUCUGUGGGAGAAGAAAGAUUUGGUGGAGGGAAGCUUUCUGGUUUAAAAUUUAGUAAGGUGUGUCUUUUUGUGUUUUUUUUUUUUUUUUUUAAGAUAGCACUUGAAUAGAAGGGAAUCUGCAUGGCAGAUAGGUGACUGCCACAAUAUGCAUUGAAGACAAACUUACUAUAAAGAUAUUGUGGGUAUGCAGCAGGAGUCUCAGUAAUCAAGCCAAUGGCCUUUGUCAGGAAGGGAAGGGGCUCAACACAGUGAUGGAGUGAUCCAGAUGGCUCCCGGGGAUGAAUGUGGGUGGGUAGCUUCUGUCAGCAUGAAUGCUUAGAGAAAUAUCCUUUCCUUAAAAAGAAAAUAACUUUUAUAUUUAGAGUACAUAGGGCAUGAUGUGGAUUUAUUAGUCUGGUAGAUAAAAUUAAAAACCACUCAGGUAAGAACACUCACUCAUGGCAGUUUUUAAACAUGAAAAUUGUUUUCUGAAAGUAUCAUCACUUUUCCUUUUUUAAAGAAGGCUGCUAAUUGGAUUUCGGUAGUUCUUACCUCAAGAAAACUUGAAUUAUUUGGGGGAAAGUAGGCUCAAAAGAGAAUAUAUCUAUCUUUCACAUUCACAUUCAGAACCCAGCAACCUGGAGUCCAAUUUUCAGUAUUUUAACUACCUCAAUAAUGCUAUGAAUGUAAGAUAUUGGGAUAGAGAUCCCAACUUGAAACAACAGCCAGUGCCUGUGGUAACUUAAUGUCUUGUCAAAUACUUUUAUUCAUUGGUUUAUAUGCCAUUCUUGUUAUAGAAGAAUAUGCCUUUUAAAAAAGCUUAUUAAUAACACUUUCCCAAUUUAUAUUUUAAAAAGCUAAAGAACACUGGAUUAAUAAUCUUUUGGGAGGGUAGAAUAAAAUAAUUGAUUACUAUUGCUGCAUACCCGGGGUGGGAUGGGGUGGUUGGAGAACCAGAACUAUUUUUAAAACAUUAGGUUUCAAUAUAAAUACAACUCACAACUGCUAGCUUUGGGGGGUGGGGGAGCAUUGUGUGGGUUUUGUUUUGUUUAAUUUAUUGAUUAGUCUUUAGGCUUUUUUUUUUUUUUUUUUUGAGAAUACUGGACCAUCAUUAAAUGUGUACUGUGAAGAGAUUAAUAUGUACGAAGGGCUUUACCAAAGUCCACUAAAUAAACACUACUCAAGUACAGACUGCAAACCAAAAUGUAUCUGUGUUAUGACAUUAAUUGCAAAUAGCAAGUAUGGUGCUAAAGUCUACACCAAUGGAAUUAGAUGAGUGCUAUGCACUUAAUUUUAAAAUAAAACUAGUUUUCAGUAAAA